Molecule: messenger RNA, 3600 nt
Organism: Symbiodinium sp. CCMP2592
Lineage: Eukaryota; Dinophyceae; Suessiales; Symbiodiniaceae
Source: the annotation of a GenBank genome assembly
AUGGCGCAGACUUUUGCGGACGAUCAUAAGAUUGAUGAGCUGGUUGAAAAAGUCCCUGCAGGUUGGUUUUCCUUCGAGUACUUCCCGCCGAAGACCGCGGAGGGUGUCGAAAACCUGCGCAAGCGGAUUGUGAAGAUGAAGGCCCUGGGCCCGCUCUUCACGGACUUCACUUGGGGAGCCGGUGGCUCAACGUCGGAGCUUACCUUGAAGCUCACCUCGGCGGCCAAGAACGAGUUUGGGACCGUGGCCAACAUGCACCUGACAUGCACGAACCAGAGCUCCGAGAUGACGGAGAAUGCUUUGAAGGAGUGCAAGCAGCUGGGAGUGCGCAACAUCGUUGCCCUCAGGGGUGACCCUCCGCGAGGCCAGGAGAAGUGGACGGCCACCGAAGGUGGCUUCAGCAGUGCUCUGGAUCUGGUCAAGUUCAUCAGGAAGCACUUCGGCGACUACUUCUCAAUUUCCGUAGCAGGCUAUCCUGAAGGGCACCCCGACAACAUUGAGACGGUUGAAGGCGGGGUGGCAGCUCUGACCGAGUCCGAAAAGCGAAGGGCACGAGUGGUGAAGGAUGCCUCCGGGAAGGAGAUUGUGACCGUCUGCCGCGAUGCCAAUUUCCACAAGGAGAUGGUGUAUCUGAAGGAGAAGGUCGAUGCCGGUGCCGCCUUCGUCAUUACCCAGAUGUUCCUGGAUGCCCAGGUUUUCCUGGAGUUCGUCAAGGAAUGCCGUAAGUAUGACAUCAAGGUGCCGAUCGUGCCCGGCAUCAUGUGCCUGAAUGGUUUGGGCGGGUUGAAGCGGAUGACGGAGCUUUGCAAGACACGAGUGCCCGAGGGCCUCAUGGAACGGGCGGAGAAGGCCAACACCUCCGAUGAGGCUUUCAAGGAGUUUGGCAUCCAGGAGGGCGUGGCCAUGUGCAAAGCGCUGCUGGAGGGUGGAGCGCCGGGUUUGCACUUCUACACCCUGAACCUGGAGAAAGUCGUCGUUGGUAUUCUCAAGGGCCUGGGAAAGAUCAACGAUGCACAGGCAGCAGCCUUCCAGGCAGUCGAGGCGGAUGCCAAAUUCAUGGUUUCGGCCCAAGGUAUCACCACGGGCACAAAGGCUAACGGCAACCGGCCAGCGCUGCCCGGCAACCGCCCGUUGGUGGAGGCAGACCCUGCGAUGCACGAGCUGGUGCAGCAGGAGAAGGCUCGGCAGAUGCGAUGCAUCGAGCUGAUCGCCUCGGAGAACUUUACCUCGCGGGCUGUGAUGGAGUGCCUCGGGUCGGCACUGACCAACAAAUACUCCGAGGGUCAGCCUGGAAACCGCUACUACGGUGGCAACGAGGUCAUUGACAAGGUCGAGAACCUCUGCAAAGAGCGUGCGCUGAAGGCAUUCAGCCUUGAUGAGAAGCAGUGGGGCGUGAAUGUACAGCCGUACUCGGGAAGCCCAGCCAACUUCGCUGUCUACACUGCGUUGCUCCCUCCUCAUUCCCGUGUCAUGGGCCUGGACCUGCCAAGCGGUGGACACUUGACGCAUGGCUACUACACUGCCCGAAAGAAGAUCUCAGCGACCUCCAUCUACUUCGAGUCUUUGCCUUACCGUGUGCACCCAGAAACCGGACUUAUCGACUUCGAUGAGCUUCGCAAGACAGCCCUCGUCUUCCGACCUGCCAUGAUCCUCUGCGGAGCCUCCGCGUACCCUCGCAUCAUCGACUUUGGAAAGUUCCGUGAAAUCGCAGACGAAGUUGGAGCGAUCCUGAUGGCAGACAUCGCCCACAUCUCCGGGUUGGUCGCCACCGGCGAGCAUCCGUCGCCCUUCGAGCACUGCGACGUCGUGACCACCACCACCCACAAGUCUCUGCGUGGACCACGGGCUGGCAUGAUCUUCUUCAAGUACACCGAGAAGAUCCCCGACAUCAAGGAGCGCAUCGACAUGGCCGUGUUCCCAGCACUCCAAGGUGGUCCCCACAACCACCAGAUCGGUGCUCUGGCCGCGCAGCUGCUGGAGGUGGACACGCCCAUGUUCAAGGACUAUGCUCGCCAGGUGAAGGCGAACGCCAAGACGCUGGCAGAGACUUUGAUGGGAAAGGGCCACAAGCUGGCGAGCGAUGGCACGGACAACCACCUCUUGCUUUGGGACCUGCGCCCCCAUGGCCUCACCGGCUCCAAAGUUGAGAAGAUCUGCGAGGCGGCCUCCAUCACCCUGAACCGCAACGCAGUGCACGGCGACGCCUCGGCCUUGUCGCCCGGAGGUGUCCGCGUGGGGGCCCCGGCCAUGACCACGCGGGGCUGCACGGAGCAGGACUUCAGGAAGAUCGGCGAAUUCCUGGACCGCUGCUGCCAGAUCGCCUUGAAGAUUCAGGCCGAGAAGGGCAAGAAGCUCAAGGACUUCGAGGCUGCCAUCCCAGGAAACUCCGAGGUCACAGCACUCAAGAAGGAGGUGGAGGAGUGGGUUGAAAGUGCAGUCACGGCCGGCUUUGAGAAGCGCAACCUGUCCCAGAAGGGCGCUCUCGGAGGUCAGUCCGCCUCUGCCGGCCUCUUCUCGGUUCGCGGAGCUGUUUCUGUUAUCAGCAGCACGAACUUCUUCACGGCCUCCCCCAUGGGCGUUCGUGACGGAGUGGACUACAUGUAUGCUGGUGUGAUCCGCUCGAUCAACGCGGAGCUGCUGCAGCGCCAGCUUCAGGACGGCGCGAUCGUGUCCAUGACCUCUCUUGGCUCCAGCCCGGGGGGCGAAGUCUUUUAUGUCUCAUCUGAGGAGCUGGCUGCCAAAGUGGCCAGCAGACUUCAAGCCAUCAAGCUUGUCUACAUAACCAGAGGGCAGUGCCUUGUGGACAAGCGGCAAUCCCGGAUCAUUGCAGGUAUGCAGGCGCACGAUGCUCGCCAGCUGUUGAAGCACCUGGAAUCUCCAGCUGAAGGCUCCUACACCGAAGAGGAGCAGCAGUCCGAUUGGUUUUGCGACUUCGUUCGGAGCCUGAGGCUGCUGGUUUCUUCGGUCUCACCCAAAGGAGUGCGUCGAGGACACCUGGUCGCAGCUUUUCCCGGCUCGUUGCUGCAAGAGUUCUACACGACGGAUGGAAGCGGCACUUGUGUGGCCCAGGAUGUUUACCAGGGCCUUGGCUGCGCAACCCGGGCGGACACGUCCUCCAUCCUGGAACUCCUGGGAGCAGAUUCGGAGGAGCCUGUGGAGUCGGAGGCGGUAGAGGCCAGCUGUGCGGCGGCAGAGUUCUUUGUCUGGCGUCGUGAUGAGGUGGUGCUGGGAUGCGGGCAGCUCGUGGCGCACUCGGUGCAGGAGUCGGGCAAGGUGGUCGCUGAGCUGAGACACUUGUCCUGCGCCUUGGGAACCUUCGUGGCCAAUGCCCCCGCGCUCUUCGCAUACGCGGAGCGAGCCGCCGUUCUCGGCGGCGCGCCGCUGAUGGCCGUGAGGCGGUCGCAGGACCCAGAAAGGAAUGCCUGGUUUGCCAGCCGUGGCUUCAAGGAGCCGUCCGAAUCGCAAUCCGCCCUGCUGCCCCAAUCCUUGCGUGGCCCGGGGAUUUUCGUGAAGCGCCUUGGGGAGACAUCAGAAAAAGAGGCGGAGGAAGCCAUCGCAGCGUAUGCAGAGGAGCAGCGAAUGUGGGGUGGCAUGGUUUAA